Messenger RNA from Polyodon spathula (Mississippi paddlefish), 4120 nucleotides. RefSeq names its product ethanolamine kinase 1-like. Gene Ontology annotation, biological process: phosphatidylethanolamine biosynthetic process. Gene Ontology annotation, cellular component: cytoplasm. NCBI's taxonomy places the organism in Eukaryota, Metazoa, Chordata, Actinopteri, Acipenseriformes, Polyodontidae. The record is from RefSeq and is a predicted model, not a curated record. Gene Ontology annotation, molecular function: ethanolamine kinase activity. The coding region runs from base 412 to 1494 and encodes 360 amino acids. The transcript is spliced from 8 exons.
UCAUGUAGGCAUUCGACUAAAUUCACACCAGUUUGCUUCGGUCUUACAACCACCAGGGGAGACACAUCUUUACAAACCGCUUCUAAUGCUGCCAAGUCCGGCUCUAGCCGAGCCCCCGCCCGCAGGCACGCCGGGUUGCGAGAGCUCGGAGUGGGCGUUUCUCCAGCUCUCUCGCCGGUCUCUCUGACUGAGCUCCCCGCACUGGAACCAAACAAUCAGGUGAUUCUUCUCCAGGGCGUUGCGCACCGGACACCAACAUCACCGUCGUUUCAUUAAGAAAAAAAAAAAAAAACCGGCCAGUUAUAUUGUUCAUUCCGUUUCUCUAAAAAACACUGUUUUAUUUAUAUCGCUGUCUUUUAUAUUGCAGAUAAUUAUUUGCUGUAAAGUCUUGACAGAAAGGAGAUAAGCAGAAUGGAGACGGAAAUCCAUGUGCCCGUCGGUUCGCCGGUAAUCCGAAAAUUGUCAAUUUGCGUGGAUGAGCAUAAUGUAAUACCCGGUGCAUUGAAACUGAUCAAAAAGCUUCGACCCGCCUGGGACACCGACCGGGUACAAACCAAGUUGUUCACGGAUGGCAUCACUAACAAGCUGGUGGGCUGCUAUUUGGAGGAAUGCCCGGCUGACACUGUGCUGGUCCGGGUCUAUGGGAACAAGACGGAGCUGUUUGUGGACCGUGACAACGAGCUGAAGAGUUUCCAAGUCCUGCACGCCAAUGGCUGCGCCCCGCACCUCUACUGUACCUUCCAGAACGGGCUGUGCUACGAGUUCAUGCAGGGGGACGCUCUAGGACCCCAACAUGUCCGGGACCCUGUGCUUUUCAGAUUGAUUGCUGUGGAGAUGGCACGGAUCCACACUAUCCAUGCGCACAACGGCUGCAUUCCCAAACCCAACCUGUGGAUCAAGCUGCGGAAAUACUUCUCCCUCGUGACAACAGAGUUCACGGCAGAGGCCUCCAACAUCAGGAUCCAGCAGGAAGUGCCCAGCCUGGAAGUGCUUGAACAGGAAAUGGCGUGGAUGAAGGAGCACCUCUCGCAGCUCGGCUCUCCCAUAGUGCUUUGCCACAACGACCUGCUGUGUAAAAACAUCAUCCACAACGACAAAGAAGGCCAAGUCAGAUUUAUAGAUUACGAGUACGCCAGCUACAAUUACCAAGCCUUUGACAUUGGGAACCACUUCAAUGAGUUUGCAGGAGUGAGCGAGGUGGACUACUCCCUCUACCCCAGCAGGGAGCUCCAGAUGCAGUGGCUACACAUCUAUUUGCAGGCCUACAAGCGCUUCACCAAGAAGGGGGAGGAGGUGACGGAGUGCGAGAUCGAGACGCUCUACGUGCAGAUCAACAAGUUUGCUUUGGCUUCUCAUUUCUUCUGGGGCUUCUGGGCGCUCAUUCAAGCCAAGUACUCCACUAUCGACUUUGACUUUCUCGGGUACGCUGUGCUGCGGUUCAAUCAGUACUUCAAGAUGAAGCCUGAAGUGAUGGCACUAGAGAUCCCUGAAUGAUCCCUGGCCUCUCACAGCAGCGGCAGCUCCUCCUGAAGUCUUUUUAAGGACUUCAAACGAGACGCAGAAGCACUUUUCAGAUGGGAACUGAGGUUACACUGGUUUAGUUAGUCCGGUGAAGGGGGGGGGGGGGGGGUAACACACAUUGCACAAGCCCCUCCCUUUCCUGUUCUCCUUCCAUGUCUAGCUGCAGCACAUCACAACAAUACAUGAAGUCUGUUUUAGUUGGAUGAUCAGGCCACCAUUUUGCCAGAUUCUUGAUUUGCCUGAAUGUCAUUUGAAUUGUGGGUAGUGAAGAUCCUACACAGGCUGAAUGUUGUGCCAAGGUGGCCAAAUCAAAACUGUAAAACCCACGAGGACCAUAUUAAUAUUUGUGCGUUGGAGAUGUAUUGGAAUUCCCCUCUGAAUGCUGCACAAGGGGCUGAUCUGAAUGAAUUCCUGCAAUAAACCGAACGUGUGUAAAUCAGUAUUCCUGUAGAUCUAAUCGAUCCAUUCACUACUGCCCCACACUCUCAGUUUGUUGCAUGAAUGUUCUGUCUUUUGUUCUACUCCCCCUGUCUAAUAGUAGCGAUUCUGGUGCAUUCCAUACUUUGGAAGCAGAAUUAUGGGAGGAGUAGAGGUACGUGAAUUUUAAAGCUUCUUUUUUUCGGAUUGGGGUAGGUUUAUUGUUUUGGUGUUCUAGAACGUAAACUUUUUAAAAAGGCACGAUCCCCUUUCUGAAAGGCCCUGGCAGGGGGACAAACCUGGAGAUAAGCAUUUAUUACAUAAAGAUAUUCCAUAUACUGUGAAUGUAGAACACUGUGACCUACCUGCCCACGGUACUCACUCCUGAUUGGCUAAGCUAUAUCUUGGGCACCCCUUGUCCGAAUCUAAUGGAACUUACACCAUUUAUUAUUAGUGUUUAAUAUCCUUUUGUCUCACAAGGAAUGUGUAUAUACCUUUGCUUAUUAAUGUGACAAACCCUACCUGUUUUAGGGAUAAGAUUUAAUGCAAAAUAGACCAGUGUCUGCUAAUUAUUAAUUCAUCGGAAAGAUUUCUUUAACUUGUUUUUAUCAUUGAAAAAAUAUAAUUUGCAACAAGUGUUGCACUUCAGCCUCGGUUACUAACGAAGCCAUUCAUUUGUGAGGGUUAAUUAAUAAUUGCAAUGAUCUGUGAAUUAUUUAAAGGUAUUUUGAAAUGGGUAAUGUAUAAAUACAUAUAUUCUGAAGUAAGAAUAUACAAAAUGAAAGUAAAUGAAGAUUUUUGGGGGCGAAUUGAAGGCGUGUAGAACACAGCUGGACUUUACUGAAAUUGUAAAACUGGGUGACACAGUGACUGAAUGCCGUAGCAUUUCAACUGGAAGAGCUGACAUUCCUAGGUGAAGUUUAUCACCGAUAUUAAAACGUGAUCCCGUCUUACUUGACUUAGAAUAUAAAUUAUACAUUUGCCACAUUUGAUGUAUUAAUAUAAUGUCGUGAUAGUUUGUCCCCAGCACGAUGCCUCCGGGAAGCCCAGGGCUGAAUCGCAGGAGUGAGGGCUCUCUGAGGGUUCAUUAUUUCGGUGUGAAAUCAGCCUGACCUGACUGCAGUCACUAAUAACUGGUUUCACACAUUCCUAUUGGUACUAGCCAACCUUUGCCGCCAUUGCUAAAAAUGCAUCUGUGAAACCAGCCUUUUGUGUAAUAAAAAAUAUCAUAUGUGCAUUUUUAAAUGGUUGCAAUGCCGUAUUUAUUUAUAUUUUAUACAGAAAAUGUGGUAGUAAUUACUAAUUAAGUCAUAUGUAAGUGCUUUGAUGUUACUAUAAGUAUUUGCAAAUAACUUAAUGUGCUUUUUGUAAUAAUAAGUCCCACUAAAACAUUAGGUCAAUAUCUAAACUACUGCAGUAGCGCACCUCUGAACAGAUCCUGAUUAGCACUUCUCAUGGCUAUCUAAUCUAACGUAAUCUUAGGUGGUCCUAAACUUGGUUGAUUUAAGUGCUGUGUAAUAACAUGUAAUGGCAGUUACAUGAUACCUAAUGAGCAAUUAUUAUAUAAAACACUUGCACAAACACACCCACUCUCAUUUCAAACACACAUUCAUGUUGUCAACACUAUUGGAUACCAAUGAUUUAUUUUAUUUAUUUAUUUUUUUAAAGUUGUGUGUCUUGAGAAUAACAUUGCCCUGCUUCGAAUGAUUACCUUUGUGAAUGUACUGACCCAGUUUAACUUGAACUGUACAGAAUGCCUGUGAGUUGAAUUUCUAUGCUGUUGACGUGUUAACUGUUUGAAUCGUGUGUUGGGUUUGUUACAGGAGGAAGAUUAAAUGUUAAUCAUCUACAGAACGUUGAAAUGGAGUGUGCUUCAGCGCUCCUGUAUUGUGAGUGUGCUGCAGGGGGGUGGGGGGUGCUCCAGCGCUCCUGUAUUGUGAGUGUGCUGCAGGGGGGUGGGGGGUGCUCCAGCGCUCCUGUAUUGUGAGUGUGCUGCAGGGGGGUGGGGGGUGCUCCAGCGCUCCUGUAUUGUGAGAGGGCAAAUACAACAGCAACCUGUAAAUACUGUAAUUUUGUGAAAAUUCCUGGUGUACAGUGGCACUUGUACAAUUGUGUAUGUACUUCUUGGAAGAUGUUAUUUUACAUUGGCUAGUAAAUAUUUGCAUUAAAAGACAAAAAAAAA